AUGGAUAAUGGAACUAAAGAAUGGUGGAUGGCUGCCAAAUGGAGUAAAGAGUAUGAACGAGGAAUAAACGAAUAUAUUAAAAGGGCAUUUUCUACCAAGUCUGAAGGAAACCAAAUUUGUUGUCCAUGUGGUAGUUGUCAUUAUCGUUAUUGGUGUGAUGAAAAAGUUGUGAGAUAUCACCUAGUUUGCAAUGGUUUUGUGCCAAGAGCGGACAAGUUGUCAGAAUUAGGGAUGCACUUUGAAAGAGAAAUACCUACUUUGGAUGCUGAUGAACGGUUGAACCAAGAUGAUUUGGAUGAUGAUCUAGUAGGGUUGUUACAUGAUGCACGUGAUGCUUUUAGAGAGGGGCCGAAUGAUGAGGCAAAAAAGUUUUUCCAGUUACUUGAAGGAGGUCAGGAGGAAUUGUAUCCCGGGUGCAAGACGCAUUCAAAACUUUCCUUUAUGAUCAGACUAUUAAUCAUAAAGUGUGAUCAUAAGUUGACCAAUGGUGCGUAUGCUGAUAUUGCAGACCUUGUAAGGGAGGCGUUUCCUGAUGCCAAAUUGCCUAAGUCUUUUAAUGAAGCGAAGAGUGCUUUAAAGGUGUUGGGGUUGAAUUAUACUAAGAUAGAUGCAUGCCCCAAUGAUUGCAUGCUUUACUGGGAAGAGAAUGCAAAUGCCACAAGUUGCCAUGUUUGUGAUACGCCAAGAUGGAAGUCGAAUGAUACAGAGAACGACACACCACUUGAAAAUGGAAAAAUCCAUAGGAUUCCCAAAAAGAUCCUUAGGCACUUUCCAAUAAAAAGAAGGUUGCAAAGGAUUUUUAUGUGCCAAGAGACUGCAAGCUACAUGACAUGGCAUACUAGUGGGCGAGAAAAUGAUCAUCUUUUACAACAUCCAGUAGACGAAAAAGCUUGGAAGGAGUUUGAUUCUUUGUAUCCAAAGUUUGCUGAGGAUCCGCGCAAUGUCAGGUUGGGGCUAGCUACUUAUGGAUUUAGCCCAUUCAAUUCAAUGAGCAUUGCACAUAGUACAUGGCCAGUUAUAUUGAUCAAUUAUAACUUGCCUCCAUGGAUGAUUAUGAAGCCAGAGUUUUUGAUGUUAGCUUUACUUAUCCCUGGUCCUUCUUCCCCCGGUAAUGAUAUUGACAUUUAUUUGUAG
Spinacia oleracea (spinach) is the source of this 1134-nucleotide messenger RNA. RefSeq lists its product as uncharacterized. NCBI's taxonomy places the organism in Eukaryota, Viridiplantae, Streptophyta, Magnoliopsida, Caryophyllales, Amaranthaceae. The record is from RefSeq and is a predicted model, not a curated record. Bases 1 to 1134 code for a protein of 377 amino acids. The transcript has a single exon.